Carassius gibelio (silver crucian carp) is the source of this 4875-nucleotide messenger RNA. It is a transcript of the gene pbx4, whose product is annotated as pre-B-cell leukemia transcription factor 4. NCBI's taxonomy places the organism in Eukaryota, Metazoa, Chordata, Actinopteri, Cypriniformes, Cyprinidae. Gene Ontology annotation, molecular function: RNA polymerase II cis-regulatory region sequence-specific DNA binding; DNA-binding transcription factor activity, RNA polymerase II-specific. Gene Ontology annotation, biological process: eye development; brain development; regulation of transcription by RNA polymerase II. Gene Ontology annotation, cellular component: nucleus. The transcript has 9 exons. The record is from RefSeq and is a predicted model, not a curated record. The coding region runs from base 996 to 2129 and encodes 377 amino acids.
GUAUGGCUCGUCUGUAGCGGCUCAGAGGGGGAGAAAGAGCCGCCGAGGAGGGCAGAAACACAAGAGAGGGGCAAGUCUUUCUACGACAGCACCGCGGCUCGGGAACAAACCAACUGAGUCGAGUCGGCUGGCAUGGAGCUGAGCGUUGUCGUUCUGAGCCGUUUCGCGCCGUCCGCCUAACGUUCAAACCGGGGCAUCUCGCGCACAGUUUGCCGUCGGUCCCGGGGGUGUUUGUGGAGCCCGUGUGAAUCCGUUGCUAGCAGCGCUCGAAUGCUAGCUAGCUCCGCCGCUAAUCAGCUAGCCCACACUGCGAGUCGAUUGUGUCGGAGAUCGCGGAAUCAAGCGUUAAAGCCGUCGCGCUCCUCCGCCGCUCUCGGGACUCGUCUUGCCCGUUGAGUUUUUGCGUUUUCCUAAGCGACGGGACGCUAAAAAGCGAAGGCUGGGGUUUCCUUUUCGAUUUAUUUCCAGCAAAGAGUUUUCCUCUCUCUAUUAGCUUGUUAGCUGCUCCGGUUGGUUUAGUCCAUCUUGUUAGUAGCGCCUGAGAUUUCUACUGUAACGUUAUUAUCUGUCAGAUCGGUCGCGUUAUUUGUGGACAUGAAUGAUUUUUACUGCUGACCGUGAUUAGAGAAGCGAUACUUUGAGAUGCCGCGCGUGGGAUACUUUAUGUUUCCAGGGACGCUUUUAUUUUCUUGUUAGACUGUUUAUGCGAGUGCUGGUGUAAAGGGGUUCGCUUUAGAUAAUACAGGAAUCACAACUUUGUUUUUGUUUUUAAUUUCCUCUCCAUGCAAGCCGGUGAUCCACCUCUGUCCAUCCACCGCGCAUCGUUUUGAUGUGGUUAAAGCCCACAUUUGAGUCGCACUCUCAUUGUUUUCUCGUCUGAUCGCGGUUCGUUCGGCUGCACUCUUGUAUUGACGCCGUCGGUGGUUCAUGGUCUCGGAGACGGGGCGCUGAGACACGCUUUCAUCGGUUUGCGGCGGGGACAGAAGCGAGGUAUUAUGGAUGAACAGACACGGAUGCUGGCCGGCCUGGGCGCACUCGGCGGACUCUCUCAAGCCGACGUGGGUGACCCCGAUUCGGUUCGGAAGCAGCAGUCCCUCGGCCAGCCGCAGCAGGACAUCGGGGAUAUCCUCCAGCAGAUCAUGGCCAUCACCGACGAGAGCCUCGACGAAGCCCAGGCGAGAUGCUGGCCAGAGGAGGCACCGGCGCAGUGGACCCCACAGAGGGAGGGGGAGCUGGGGGGGAGCACAGCAGGGUGUGCCCUGCCGCUCAACUUCCAGCACAGAAAACACGCACUGAACUGCCACAGGAUGAAGCCGGCUCUGUUCAGCGUUUUAUGCGAGAUCAAAGAAAAAACUGUGCUGAGCAUCAGAGGCGUACAGGAGGAGGACCCUCCAGAUCCCCAGAUCAUGCGUCUGGAUAACAUGCUGCUGGCCGAGGGAGUGUCUGGGCCCGAGAAGGGCGGCGGGUCAGCGGCGGCGGCCGCAGCAGCAGCAGCGGCUGGAGGAUCACCGAACGACGGCAGCAUCGAGCACUCGGACUACAGAGCCAAACUCACACAGAUCCGCCAGAUCUACCACUCCGAACUAGAGAAAUACGAGCAGGCUUGCAGUGAGUUCACCAAUCACGUGAUGAACCUGCUUAGGGAACAGUCCCGCACACGGCCCAUCUCGCCCAAAGAGAUCGAGCGCAUGGUGGCCAUCAUCCACCGCAAGUUCAGCUCCAUCCAGAUGCAGCUCAAGCAGAGCACCUGUGAGGCCGUCAUGAUCCUGCGCUCUCGCUUCCUCGAUGCCAGACGUAAGAGACGCAACUUCAACAAGCAAGCCACAGAGGUGCUGAACGAGUACUUCUACUCUCACCUCUCCAACCCUUACCCCAGCGAGGAAGCCAAGGAAGAGCUGGCCAAGAAAUGUGGGAUCACCGUUUCUCAGGUCUCGAAUUGGUUUGGCAACAAGAGAAUUCGUUACAAGAAGAACAUUGGUAAGUUCCAGGAGGAAGCAAACCUGUACGCCGUUAAAACAGCCGUGGACGCUGCCAAUGUGUCGGCACAGGCCAGCCAGGCAAACUCUCCAGCAACACCCAACUCAGGUGGAUAUCCUGCACCGUGCUACACACCUGACGGCAGGCUAUGAAGAUCUGUCAGGAAGCCCUCUUUACACCCCACACCGUCUAGAUGCUAACAACAGCUGGCAAGACAACACCAACCCUCCCUCCAUCACCUCUCCACCAGGACCACCUGGCAGCAUCCACUCGGACACCUCCAGCUAAUGUAGACACACACACACACACACACACACACAGCAUCCAGUCUCGCCCGCUCUCUCCUGCUGCUCACAGCUUUCGUCCAUCACUAGAUGUCAAAGGUCUUCCAUUGUCUUCAUUCCACUUUCUUUAAGGUGUGCCAGGGUUCACACUCUGAACCAGACUAUCUGAAACACACACACUCACACAUGCUCCCCGAGCAGAAGACACAGAACGUCACAUUUGCUGAGCAUGGAUCUGAAUAAACAUGUCGUCCUCAAAGGGUGCAAGGUCUACGCCCAACUCCACAUUACCUUUCCUGUUUCGACCUGUCAUGAAGGGGAUUACUCAACAGCUCCCUCCUCGCUUGUACCAAAGUGCUGUCAACCGUUGUUGCACCUUCCGCUCGUCGAAGAACAACCUCAGACAACUGCACCAUGAAAACGCUUGCUUUUUAAUACGGUUUCUAAUCACUGCUUCCAGCUCUCUCACAAAACGAUCUGUCCUGCAACGCUUUAAGCACAAAUCCUGUCUAUUACACUUUGAGCUGCUGGUUGGAUGGAGAGGAAUCCAUCAGCGUAAAGGUACGCCACACAUUUGAACACUUUAACUAGCUGAACGCAGGAGAGUUCGGUGUGAAACGGGGGAAACUUGGAAUGAAGAUGACGUGCCGUCAGCUACUAAGCAUUUCCUCAGUCCACUCUCUCAACAGUUGACGUUGUUUUUAAUCGUUUAGCUACAGUAUUUUUCCUGCAGCUUUUUUCCCCCCACAAAGAUGCACCAGCCGCCAAAUAAAAGACUCGACAAGAACUCAACCUUGUGUUCGGAAAUGGGUUGGACGGAUAGCUGGAGUAUUCGUUUGGAUUGGGACAUGGGUGGGUAUUUAGAAAUAUUUUUAAAGGGAAAGAAAAAGUAUUCCACUGUCUUCCAUGCAUGUAGGGUGUCGAGAUGUUUUAGUGAUUCCAUUUAGCCGAACUUUUUCUUUUUUCCAACAAACAAAAUAAAUAAAAGUUAUGUAAGGAGAGGGCGUGAAGAACAGACCAAAUAAACAAAUGAACUGCCCGAUCCAGUGCUUCAUGCUGGUGUUUGGUUUCUCUAGGAUUUCUGUGGUAUUUCAUCGCAUGUUUUCAUAACAGGCAUUUGUAAAACAUGCCAACCAUGAGGCCAUCGCAGGAAACCAAUAACUCCGACUGCGAAAAGCGUUCCAGAUACCAUGAAGUUCUUUUGGCUGGCUCAUGUUAAUGUAUUGUGUGUACAGGUGUCUGUUUUUAAGGGUUGGGUUGUCUCGUCACUCACUCGUGCUUUUGAACUGAUUGUAUUGUACGUGCAAUUGAAAGCACCUGUUCCUUGGUAAAGCAUGCUGUCGUCUUUUUAUUUCUUUCUUCUUUCUUUAAUUGUUGUUGCCUACAAUUUCACUAAACAAAGGAACUCUGUUGUUUUGUAAUCAGUUAACAUAGCCAAGCAACAAGGGCUUUUAUCCUUUCAAAUUGAACCAAAAAUAAGCACUGGAUGUGUUGUGAUUUGAAACAGAUGGACUAAAGCGAGUAGAGGAACAUCAAAUGAAUUUAUAUUUACUUUUCCCAGACAAGCUGUUUGUAUUCCCGGAACUUGUUUUUAUGUUUUGCUCUUCUUUUCUUCCCCCCAAGUUUUCCUUUAGUCGCGGAAGCACCAGGACGUUUUGAUAUAUGAAUGGAAAUUCUAUAUAUUACACACAGGACUUAAUAACACUGAAAUGUAAAUUGGGGUUUUGUUUAUAUGUACACAUGGAAAAACAAACUCUGAGGAGCUUUUCAAGCUAUUAUUGUGUCCUCUGUAGAUUACUGUUAGUUAAAAACAUUUCACAUGGAUAUCUCCCAACUAAUGCUAUCACUACACCAAAUGUCCUUGUUUUCUUUUCUAUCAGUCAUCUAUGGAUGUCACUGUACAGAUUGUGGAAUGUUUCAGUGUAUUUUCUCUUUUUGUAUGCUUUUACUUUAGUUUUUUUAUUGCUGGGGUUUUCGGAUUCGCUAACGAGCAAGAGUAAUAUUUGUUAGUCUUUGUAAUACUCAUUUUUAGCAUUUCAGUUACAUUUUCUUUGGAUCGGGAGUCUCGAGUGUUAUUUUUUUUUUGUGUGUGGUUUUGUCAAAGCUGGUAGCGUUUGUGUGAGGUGCUGUGAAAAUCCACUCCGUUGAUCGUCACACUACUAAAUUGAUGGAAUAAAACGCCUCAUUGGACUAAAUGCGUUAAGCUACGAACACUACAUCUCAUUGGGAGAUUUGGAGUGCCUAAAAAUGUCUUUUUCCCAAAAGUGCAUCCAUAGAAUGUGUUUGGGAACUCGGGAUUAUGAUCUGAGGUGGAUUCCACUGCACCUUAUCAAAUGACAUCAGCUUUUUUUCUCGAUUUUUAUCAUUAUUUUACUAGAAUUGUAGUACACGCUUCCUUCUGUAUUUACCAUUCUCUCCCUCCUCUCUACCUCUCCUCUCUCCAUUUCACUUGUAUAUAAACCCCACCAUUUUCAGACUUGGUAGUCUGUAUAAACUCCUUUUAUACCUCAACUUUAGAACUGUUCUAGUGAGAGAGAAAAAAGAAAUAUGAGAAAAUUGUAGUGUUCCUUAUUAGAAAAACAAAAACUAAUAAAAUAAUCUAGUGUGCUUUUGA